AUGGCGCUACAAGAGACCAAGACUACGGUCGCACAGGAUCCUGUCGACUCCAAGCAAUCCAGCGCAGAUCAUCUUGGAGUCCACGAGAAGAAAGACGCUGCGGACGACGUCCAUAUACACAACGAAUAUGCUUACAAGGGAGAUGACUCCGAUGGCAACGUCGCUUGGACUCUUCGUCACUCCGUGGCCGCAAUUUCCUUGGGCAUGCUCUAUGCCGGGUCCCAGGUCAUGCUCUACUUCGUGGGAGGAUGUUUGUCCUUCAUAGAAGCCGACCUUGGGGCCGAGAAAGUGGGAAGCUGGCUUCCCGUCUCGAACACGCUAGCUAUUACUGCAGUAUCACCGUUUGUGGGUUACUUACAAGACCUGCUGGGCCGGCGCAAUAUCACUCUGGCGGGCUCUAUCGUGAUUAUGCUGGGAAUUGCUUUGAUCGGCAGCGCCAACUCCUUUGGACAAGCUGUAACAGGGAUGGCCCUCUCUGGCGCAGGCGCGGGCGUCUGCGAAUUGACCGCUCUAGCAGGUUUGUCGGAUAUCGUCCCUGUACGUCGGCGUGGAUUUGCAUUGGCGCUCAUGACUGCGUCAAUCCUGCCAUUCACGCCCUACGUUAUGUAUAGCCAGUUACUCUCCACGUACAGGACCUGGAGGUGGACGCAAUGGAUAGCUCUGAUCUGGAACGGCGUCGUUUUCUUGGGCCUGUUGACGACAUACUUCCCAAAAGCACAUCCUCGCCUGGAGGGGAUGUCCAAACAACAGAUCCUCAAACGCAUCGACUAUCUCGGAGCCAUUCUGUCCGUUGUGGGCAUCACUCUGUUCCUCGUCGCCCUCCAAUCUGGCGGAUAUACUCAUCCAUGGGCAAGCGGCUACGUCCUGGCACAGCUGAUCAUCGGAAUCUUGCUCAUCAUUGCCUGGGUUAUCUGGGAAUGGAAGUAUGCACCGCAUCCCAUGAUCCCACGCGAACUCUAUCAGGGACAACGGGUGGUGGCCCUUACUUUCCUUGUUGCCUUUGUUGCCGGCUUCGAUUUCUAUUCUCUGAUCAACUUCUUCCCGAUCUCAUUUUCGACUCUUUGGAGUCCGGAUCCGGUUCAAGUUGGCCUGAAGGGUUUAGGCUAUGGCAUUUCAACCACCGCAGGUGCAGUUUUCUGGAACGCCCUACUGUCGACGAGACUGGAAGCGAAAUACAUCCUGCUGAUCUCUUCCAUUAUCAUGACUGCUUUCAUCGGCGGUCUGGUCGCUACCACGCCAGAAACCCCCAAACUAGCAGUCGCCCUCGGCACGAUCGCCAGCUUCGGCGUCGGCGGCAUCCUCGUCCCCGCUGCCACCGUGGCUCUGAUCGUCGUCCCGGACUCUCUUCUCGCAACCACCGCCGCCUUGUCCCUGUCGAUCCGUACCGUGGGCGGUUCCAUCGGCUUCACCAUCUACUACAACAUCUUCGUGAACAAGCUCAACACGCAGCUACCUAAACAAAUUGCCAAGUAUGCCAUCAAAGCAGGUUUGCCGGCAGCAGAUGCCACCGAGUUUGUGACAAUGUUUCUGGCUGCUCCGGCCAAUAUUACCCAAGCGGUUGGAUAUACACCACAGGCAUUGGCGGGCGCUACGUUGGGCGAGAGAUGGGCUUAUGCCGAGUCCUUGAAGUGGGUUUGGGUCACUAGCAUUCCGUUCGGUGUGUUGGCCAUCAUUACUUGCUUCUUCAUACCCAACAUCAAGAAAUAUCAGACCAACAGGGUCGCGGUCGCUUUGUGA
Molecule: messenger RNA, 1737 nt
Organism: Fonsecaea nubica
Lineage: Eukaryota; Fungi; Ascomycota; Eurotiomycetes; Chaetothyriales; Herpotrichiellaceae
Exons: 7
Coding region: 1-1737 (578 amino acids)
Biological process (GO): transmembrane transport
Molecular function (GO): transmembrane transporter activity
Source: RefSeq, a predicted model, not a curated record